Molecule: messenger RNA, 4798 nt
Organism: Cyprinus carpio (common carp)
Lineage: Eukaryota; Metazoa; Chordata; Actinopteri; Cypriniformes; Cyprinidae
Product: integrin alpha-11-like
Exons: 31
Coding region: 1-3630 (1209 amino acids)
Biological process (GO): integrin-mediated signaling pathway; cell-matrix adhesion; cell-cell adhesion
Cellular component (GO): external side of plasma membrane; integrin complex
Molecular function (GO): integrin binding
Source: RefSeq, a predicted model, not a curated record
AUGAAUACAGACCGAUCCAACCUAGACGUGCCAGAACUUCAGCUAGCUGGAUUUCCAAGAGCUGUGGCUCCCAGACUGCCAGAGUGUAAAGAGACAAAACAACGCUCUCCAAAACACAUUCCACGCUCACUGAGACUGAAUGUGAGGAGCGUGCUGGCUUCACGACAGGCCACCGCGUCUUAUGAAUUUGGAUACACGGUUCAACAACACGAGGCAGACGGGCGGAAAUGGCUCCUGGUCGGAGCUCCCUUUGAGAGCAGCGGUGAACACCAGACAGGUGACGUCUACAGAUGUCCACUAGACAGCAAACCUGCCACAAACUGCACACGACUGCAUUUAGGAAAGAUAUCCUUGAACAAUGUGUCUGAACGCAAAGAGAAAAUGAGGUUGGGAAUGACUCUCACCUCCAACCCGAAAGACAACAGCUUUGUGGCGUGCGGGCCGCUGUGGUCGUACGAGUGUGGAAGCUCCUACUACAGCACAGGCAUCUGUUCAAGAGUCAACAGCAGCUUCAGCUUCACCCACAGCAUCGCUCCAGCCUUUCAAAGAUGCGAGACCUACAUGGACAUAGUGAUUGUGUUAGAUGGAUCCAACUCCAUCUACCCCUGGUUUGAGGUUCAAGAUUUUCUGAUAAAUGUGCUGCAGAAGUUUUACGUCGGUCCAGGACAGAUCCAGGUAGGGGUGGUCCAGUAUGGUGCGAGAGUGGUGAACGAGUUUCGGCUGGAUGAUUUCCGUACGGUUGAGGAGGUUGUCGAGGCAGCUAAGAAUAUCGACCAGCGAGGCGGAGAGGAAACACGCACAGCUCUCGCAAUCAGUACUGCUCGAACGCAAGCAUUCAAACACGGAGGACGUCCAGAUGCUAAGAAAGUCAUGAUUGUCAUCACUGAUGGAGAAUCACACGACAGCCCAAACCUGCGGAACGCCGUGGAGGAAAGUGAGAAGGAUAACAUCACCUUGUACGGUAUUGCGGUUCUUGGCUACUAUAAUCGGCGAGGGAUCAAUCCUGAAGCUUUUCUGAGGGAAAUCAAGUUCAUCGCCACCGAUCCUGAGGAGCACUUCUUCAGCGUCACCGACGAGUCUGCCUUGAAAGAUAUCGUCGAUGCUCUGGGAGAGAAGAUCUUCAGCUUGGAGGGCACCAACCAGAACGGCACGGCCUUUGGUUUGCAGAUGUCUCAAGCUGGAUUCUCUUCACAUAUCGUCGAGGACGGGAUUCUGGUCGGUGCCGUCGGGGCGUAUGAUUGGAACGGAGCGGUUCUUAAGGAGACCCGUCAUGGUAAAGUCAUCCCAGCCAAGUCCUCUUACAUGAAAGAGUUCCCAGAGGAACUGAAGAACCACGGAGCCUAUCUGGGGUACACGGUGUCAUCGGUGGUCUCGGCUCAACAUGGUCAGCUGUACGUCGCUGGAGCCCCUCGAUUUAACCACACGGGGAAGGUCAUCAUCUUCACACUGACCAACAGCGGCAACCUCACCAUACUGUACUCGCUCUACGGACAGCAGAUCGGCUCAUAUUAUGGAAGUGAGCUGGCAGCGAUUGAUCUGGACGACGAUGGACUGACGGAUCUUUUGCUUGUCGGAGCUCCCAUGUACUUCUACAAAGGGUGGGAGAAAGGCCGAGUUUACAUCUACACCAUCAGCUUACAGGGCUCUUUUACACCAGAUGGGACUCUUGGACCAUCAGAAAAGACCCAUGAUUCUCGGUUUGGCGCGGCCAUGUGCAGCCUUCCGGACCUGAAUGGUGACGGCUUCACCGAGCUGGUUGUAGGUGCACCACUGGAGGACAAUCACAAAGGAGCCAUCUAUCUCUUCUACGGCAAACACAACAGCAUGCAACCCAAAUACAAACAGAGAAUAGCCGCUGGUGACGUCUCUCCGGGUCUGCGUUACUUUGGCCGCAGUGUUCAUGGGAUGAUGGAUGUGAAUGGAGAUCAGCUCAUAGAUCUGUCCGUGGGAUCUUUCGGGGCCGCGGUUCUGCUUUGGUCUCGCAGUGUGGUCCGCGUGGGGAUCAGCAUUAACUUCGAGCCUUCAAAAAUCAACGUUUUUAAUAAGGACUGCACUCGAGGAGGUCGAGAGGUGUCCUGCAUGUUGGCCACCGUUUGUGUGAAUGUCACGGCGCGGACACCGAUGACAGAUCCAAAAACAGUCGCGCUGAGGUACAGCUUUGGUUUCGAGGAGAGCAGAUAUUUCCCCAGAGCCGUGCUGGACAGCACUGAAGACCCGCAGCCCAGAGACGUGACCCUGCGGCCGGACUCAGAUUACUGCCAGCAAGUGUCCUUCCACGUUCAUGAAGUGACCGACUACACACGACCCCUGACCUUCACUGUUAACGUCGGCCUGCAGAACACAGAUGAAGGGCCGGUGCUGGAUGAUGGGUGGCCCACCAGUCUGCAGUCAGAGCUUCCGUUCUGGAAUGGUUGUGAUGAUGACGAUCAGUGCGUUCCCAACCUCGUCCUGCAGAGCAGCUCUGACCUGUUAGACCGCAGGCAGUUCUGCGGGCGCCUCGAGUGCUCCUCGUGGCCCCCGUGUGUCCAUCAGAGGACGAGGACGAGCGGAGAGCGUUUGGUGGAGGCUGGCCGGAGGAAGGUUCUGGUGGAGACACGUUUGGAGAACCAAGGAGAAAACUCCUACGGCACGAUCCUGAACAUCACACACUCUCCAAACCUCCGGUUCUCCAGUCUGGUGCUGAAGGCACCUUCAGACAUUUCCAUCGAGUGCCUGAACUCUGAUGAUACGAGUCUCUACCGAACCUGCAACGUCAGCGCGCCGUUCCUGAGGUCACACGCGCAGGUGUAUUUCCGUCUGGAGUUUGAGUUCAGCAGAUCUGUCUUCUUGAACUACGUCCAGAUCACGCUCAAGGUCUCCAGUGACGGUGAAGAAAUGUCUCCAGAGGACAACAUCAAUGAGAUUUAUCAUAAUCUGAAAUAUGAGGCGGAUAUUCUCUUCACAAGAGAUUCCAGCCCGUCCCGUUUUGAGAUCAAACCUGAGCUUGACCAGAGCCUCCCUGCUGGGACCGGACCGCCCUUCAACCUCUCUUAUCAGAUCCAAAACCUCGGCACGUUUCCCGUAUCUGAGCUUCUCUUCACGUUAAACAUCUUCGCUGUGACCAGAAACGCCAACGCUCUCCUGCGCCUCUCAGACUUGGAUAUCGAUCAGAUGGCUGGCUCGCGCUGCAGUGUUCCACGAGUCAUUACCGCCGACUCGUCCUCGCAGGAAGAUCUCUCCCUCAACACGCUCACGAACUCGUCCACCGGUGACACGUUAUUUGCGCACUGUAGAAUCAGCCUGCCUCCCCAAGCAGACGUUAGCAUCACCGCCACAGGAUGGCUAAAUCUACAUGCUUUAUUUGCCGUGAAACUGAAGCGCUUGGAUCUGGUAAUGACGGCUGCAGUGGAGCUGAGCCCCUCGAGUCCGAUGUUCCUCCACGAGGAGCGACCCAUGAGGCAUAUAAUCCUGGAGAUUAGGAAGGAGGAGGAUUACCGGAUUCCCGUCUGGGUGAUUGUCGGGAGCACGCUGGGAGGACUACAGCUUCUGGCCCUGCUGGUUCUGGCGCUCUGGAAGCUGGGAUUCUUCCACAGGCAGAAGAGAAAGAGGGAAGAGCAGCCGACCAAUGAGAAGACAGCAGAGGAUCGGUAAUGCCACGGCAACCUCCUCAACCAAUCACUCAGGGACUCUCUGUCAGCCAAUCAGCUGCAGUCCGAUGCAGAACCAAUCAGCUCGCUUCCCCGGCCGCUGCCAAUUAAGACAGAAGAUGUGACGUUUAUAAGAGAUUUCACCUUGUUUGAGACUUUGAAAAGAGGUGGAAUGAAGUACUACGAGACUUUGGUCUGAACCAUUCUGAGAGGUUUUGGUGCUGAUUAAAUGUUUGUGUCUCAUGAAACAAACCUCAGAUUGCGGAACAGGAUCGUGAGACUUUUUUUGCUGCAGCGUAAAUUGAAGCUGAUGCACUUGCACAACAGUUGUGAACUUGAAAUCUGUAAAUAUUAAAGAAGUUCAGCAAUACAGUGUAAAACUGAUAAAAUGUUUAAUCAUAAAAUUAUUAUGCACCUUAAUGCAUUUUGUUGAAACAUCUGUUCAGGAUUCAUGUAUGUGAGACAGAAUCGGUGUUUUUAAUCAUUUGAAAUUGGUGAAAGGGCUUCAGGGUAGUUGAAAUAAUAACAUUGAUGAAAUGUUAUUUGUAUGCAGAAACAUGCACAUUUUACAUUUUAUCCCUUCAUUUUUUUUUUUUUCUUUGACUUUAAAUUUACUAUCAAUACAAAAGUUUCUAAUUUUUUUUUUUUUUUGCUUUUUAUGCAGUCCAUUUAAAUCACUUCGCUUAAUUUCUGUAGUGUGAUAUUAUUUAAAUUAUUAAGGUUACUUGCAUUUAAAAUCAAAGUUUUUAUACAGAUGUCAGUCUGAUCGAAUUAUGAGUCAGGAAAGAUGUUAAAAAUUUCUAACUAGUCACACUGGAAAAGUGAAGGCUUACACUGAGGGAUGCAUCAUCCUGUGCAGUGUGUUCAUUGUGAUGAAUGUACAGUAGGUGGUCAUGCAAUGCAAAGAAAAAGAAGCAUACUGUGCACAGUAAACACACUACAUACUGCAGCGACAAUCAGUAGUUUGGUGGUUCUGUUCUGAACAAAGUCACUCAAUCAAAAAUGUAUUCUGACAGUAAUUUUCUUCUGACAUGGCUUCACAGCUUUCAGUUUAAGACAACGUGGUGAUCCUGCGGUCACUUGUUUUAAUCGUUGUCAGUUAUUGCAUGUAAAGAUGACAGCUGAAUGUUCCUAUUUUUAUUGAUCCACUGAAUAAAUUAAAAUCACCUUGA